Dryobates pubescens (Downy woodpecker) is the source of this 1237-nucleotide messenger RNA. RefSeq names its product aminoacyl tRNA synthetase complex interacting multifunctional protein 2 (gene AIMP2). The transcript has 4 exons. Lineage: Eukaryota; Metazoa; Chordata; Aves; Piciformes; Picidae. Gene Ontology annotation, cellular component: aminoacyl-tRNA synthetase multienzyme complex. The record is from RefSeq and is a predicted model, not a curated record. Bases 36 to 992 code for a protein of 318 amino acids.
CCGGAACCAGGCGUGCUGCGUGGGUGGGUGCCGCCAUGCCCAUGUACAAAGUGAGGUCUUUCCACAAGGCCGGCGGGGAGGUGUUGGCGGAGCACUUGCCCUCCUGCAUGUACCGCCUGCCCAACCUCCAUCGCUCCCCCUCGUCCGCCGAGUCGCCUCCACCGCAGGAAGAGGCUGAUCCAUCGCUUCAAGCACUUGAAUCCCGCCAGGAAGAGAUUCUGAAGCGCUUGUAUGAACUGAAGAGUGCUGUCGAUGGUCUCUCAAAGAUGAUACAAACUCCAGAUGCUGACUUUGAUGUAACUAAUGUAAUUCAAACUGAUGAAUCUUCCUGUUUGACAACAAAUGGUGCAGACUUAGAUUUGAUGCUUGGAAAGGAUUAUGGUGCCCUGAAAGAUAUUGUCAUCAAUGCAAAUCCCUCUCUGCCUCCACUGUCAUUAUUAGUACUACACAGUCUGCUUUGUGAACGCUACAAAAUACUAUCAGCUGUUCACACACAUUCAUCAGUGAAAAGUGUGCCAGAAAACCUCUUGAAAUGCUUUGGAGAGCAGACUAAAAAGCAGCCACGUCAUGAAUAUCAGUUGGGCUUCACUCUUAUUUGGAAGGACGUUCCAAAACCACAGAUGAAGUUUAGCAUUCAAACAAUGUGCCCUAUUGAAGGAGAGGGGAACAUUGCUAGAUUUCUCUUUUCCCUCUUUGGCCAGAAGUACAACGCAGUUACUUCAACUCUGAUUGACAGCUGGGUCGAUACAGCCAUCUUCCAGCUAAAAGAAGGUAGCAGUAAGGAAAAAGGAGCAGUCCUGCGCUCCAUGAAUGCUGCCCUGGGCAAGACAUCGUGGUUGGUGGGGAAUGAACUCACCGUAGCAGACAUUGUUGCAUGGUGUGCGCUUCAGCAGACAGGGAGUGCAAAUGCUGCCCCAGCCAAUGUGCAGAAAUGGAUGAAGUCAUGUGAGAACUUGGCACCUUUUAGCUCUGUUAUGAAGCUACUAAAGUAAGCCUGUGCUCUUCAUCGUGGUGCCCUCUUCAUCCUACUCCACCUUCUGCCUACCUGCUGUAGUGGUUUGAGUCCUUUCUGUGUUCAAGUACUACAGUUGGACAGAGUUUUAAAAUUAAUAAAACAUGAGAGCUGCCUUUUGGGUGUCACCUUUUUGUGUUUUGUAACUGAUGCAUAACAUACGUGUUUGUUCAAUGGUUAUGAAGUCUCUAAAGUAGUCCUACAUAAAUACAAGCUACACUUUUA